AUGACAGAAGAUUGUAUGGCAACAAAAGCAAAUAUAAAUGAUUUAAAAUGUUACAUAUGUGGAGAAAUUUACACAAAUCCAAUUCUUGUUUGUUCAUGUGGUCAUUCAUUUGAUCAUCACUGUAUUCUUCGAUAUAAUCGUUGUCCGAUUGUUUAUUGCAAUACUCCUAUAUCUCAAAAUUGCUUAUUAGAAAAUAAGCAGAUUAAACAACUUGUUGAUGUUUACAAUCAAUCAAUGAAAAAUACUUUUGAUAUAUUCUUAUUAGAUCGAAGUAAAUCCAUGUGGUAUUCGGACUCUUUGACUGGUCUAUUUGGUAUAAGUCGAUUUCAACUAGCUAUUCAAUGUUUAAAAGAAACUUUUCAACAAAGAUCGAAUUCAACUAAAAAUCAAAUCUCAUUAAUUACAUAUGAUCAUUGUCCUGAAGAACAAUUUCCAUUUGAAACUACUCGUCAAUAUCAUUUAGAUAUUCUUGAAAAACUUCAACCAAAUAGUUCAAAUGCAUGUUUAUUUGAUGCUAUGAAAUUUUCUUUAGAAAAAUUUGAAAAAUUAAAUCAAAUUCUUAAUCGUUCGACAACACAAUCUAUUUAUAUUCUUACUGAUGGUAGUGAUAAUUUUAGCUCAAGUGGAAAUCAAACACAUUAUAUAAAAUAUAUAAAAGAACGUAGUAAAAAAUUAAAUAUUCGUGGAAAUAUAAUUCAAGUUGGUGUUAAAAAUUUACUUCAGACAAAAAAUUUUUGUGAAGAUAUUAAUUAUCAGUUUCAUCAUGUAAAUAGUGGUAACACACAAGAAUUUGUUCGUUCAUUUUUAUUAUCGUUAAAUCCUUAUUAA
Rotaria sp. Silwood1 is the source of this 828-nucleotide messenger RNA. The record is from the annotation of a GenBank genome assembly. Lineage: Eukaryota; Metazoa; Rotifera; Eurotatoria; Philodinida; Philodinidae.